GAAAUCAACUUUAAAACCCCUAUAUUGUUUUAGCUUGAUAUUGAUCCCAUAAAGAUAAAGUGUAAUAGUUGGUCUCUGUGGAUUCGAUCCUAAAGUGCUACAUCGACAUACCACUCGAUUGUGGUAGUGUGCACAUUAGGUUAUUUGGUGUGCGUAUACACGUAAUAUCAAUCCCUCCAAAUGUUCCACAACUACUCCAAACAUGUAAUAACUCAAAAAAAGAACUCGAUAAGGAUUUGAAAACCAUUUAGAAAACAUAUAUACAAAGUGUCAAAAACACAAUAUAUCACAAAUCCAAACUUAGCUGGUUUACACAUCACAUGGAUGGUUGUAGUUUUUCGUUUUUAUUAGGUUUUUCAGCAUUCAGUGUACAUUCUUGUCUUCCCAUGGAUGAGAGGUGUGUCUGAGGAUCAUGAAACAUAUCAUAUUAUUCAGUAUAUGUGUCUGAGAUCGAGUUAUCCUGAAUCCAACGACUUUGGUUUUGAGAUCAUCCCAUUGGCCGUGAAAGAGCAUAAUAUCCAGGUUUCUUUAAUUUUGUGUUUAGCAUUUCAUAUUAUUCAGUAUAUAUGCUUCCUCUCUGACGUUUAUUUUAUUUUGUUGGCUAGGCAUUUUUGUUCAAUGACUUUUGGCAGGAUAUCGAAAAAAUAGGAUCAUUCUUUUUUUUUUUGGUUCCAACUUUACUCUCACGGAGCAGGUGACUCUUAUUCUUAUCGACAAGAACAGUCUAGUGAUUUUUCUAAAAAAAAGGAACAGUGUAGUGACUCAGUGAAAUAUAAUCACACCGUUUAUCUCUGUUCCUGGCAGCGUCCCAAGAGCACCUUCAUCGGGAAUAUCUCUUUUAGAAUACCUGAUCUGAAAAUAUUAUUUUAUUAUUUAGUUAAAUAAUUACAUCUUAAUUUUAAUGAAAACUAAAACCAAUAAAAGUGGACAUGUGUACUGAGAAAUCAUUGUUUGAGAUGUUUCUACCAAAGUUUCUUCCUCUUUCUUUUAAUUUUGAUUUUUUAAUAUAUUUUUAUCUAGAUAUUGGAGUAAGAACUCCACGUUGAACAUGUUAUAAGUUCCAGUUUUACGAUACAAAAACUCUCUUCGUCACGUCUCCAUGGUUUCUGCCACCUACCAAAGUUGAUAAAUGCAGGGUACGGUUCUUGAAUGUGUUUACUACCGUUGUUUCAGCUGAUAGUAAUAUUUAUCGAUCCUAGCUUCUUCAAAAUGUGUUCUUGAAUUGUGAGAAUACGAUCACGUGUAGAGUCUGAAGUAGAGCUUCAGGAUACUAUGAUGAUGGGAGCUGGCUUCUACCAAACAGAAGCUGAAAUCGUAUCUCUAUUGGCAGAAGGGGAAGUUCCAAUAGGUGUAAGCGAGAACACCAAGACCAGGUUAAUAACCUUUCUGUAGUUCUGACUAGUUGGGAAUUAGAGAACUGACAUUAGACAUACUAGGUGAUAUUCAUAUGCUCAUGCACGGAUACAAAUAUUUAUUAUAUAAAUAUAUUAUAAUAAUUGAUUAAUAAUUUACUUUUAAUUUAAAAUUAUUUUAUAAUUUAUAUGUAAAUUUAAUAUAAUAAUAUUAUGUUAUUUAAAUCAGACAUAUGAUUUCAGAAUGUUAUGUCUAAUUAGUUUGGUUAUCACUUUAGAAUAUUGUAUUACAUCUAUUUUUUGGAUUCAACUAUAAUAUAUAUAUAUAUAUAUAUAUAAAUAUUUAAAUGGAUUACAUUUUUUAUUAGUUUCUUACUUACAAGGUUGGUUAUUUUUUUAGAUAAGUAAACAAAUUUUAGUAAAAUUAUUUAUAACUUAAUACAUAUUUUUCAGGAGCCUCUGUUGAGAACUCCAAGAGCGGACCCAAAGAAUGUGGCAUCUAUCAUACUAGGUGGCGGUGCUGGGACUCACUUGUUCCCUCUUACAAGCAAGAGAGCUAAACCUGCGGUGCCAAUUGGAGGGUGUUACAGGCUGAUAGAUAAUAUACCAAUGAGCAAUUGCAUCAACAGUGUUAUUAGAAAGAUCUUCAUCUUAACUCAGUUCAAAUCUUUCUCUCUCAAUCGCCCCCUUUCUCGCACUUACAACUUUGGCAAUGGAGUCAACUUCGGUGAUGGUUUUGUUGAGGUGAGAUAGCAUUGCCCCCACCACCAUACAUUAAUUUUAUCUUCAUGCAUGUUGAUUGAUGAAUUUGAUCCCUUUUGUUCUUCUACUCUCAGCCGUGCUUGUUUUCAGUAAGUUGACACUUCAGUUCUUGGUCUACCACCAAAAGAAGCUGCCGGGUUCCCAUACUUUGGUUCUGAGAUCAUCCCCAUUGGCCUUGAAAGAGCAUACCGUCCAGGUCUUCUUUUUUUUUAAACUGUUUUAGCAUAUCAAUCAGUAUCUGUGUGCAUUCAAUGACUAGGAGAAAAUAGCCCAUAACAUUUGAUGGGCCGCCCAAAAAGCUUUUGGUCUUUCUGUUUUUCUUCAAAGUCUAUUGGUGUCCAACGGUAACUUUAUCGCCACGUUUUUCUUCAAAUUCUAUUGUUUGAUCUCUUUUGUUCUCCAAAAAGCUAUUGGUUUCCAACGGUAACUUUGUCGCCAAGUUUUUCUUCAGUCUUCGCAAAUCUCUCUGCUCUCCCCAACUCGAUUCACUGCAAAAAAUUCAAAACGACCUAGGUUAGUUUUCGUUGACUUUUUUUUCCUUCUUCUCACCGUUUCCGCAUUGUCAAUUCAUUUAAUUUGUUAGCCGGUAUAUUUUAGAAAGUUUUGUUAGUCGAGUAGGCGAUUUACGUUUUGUAUACGUUGAAGAUCCAAAUUUUUUUUUUUGAAAUUAGGCGAUUUCGGGCAAGAUAAUCGUUAAAACUCAUAGAUGUUUGUUCCAAUGCUUAAACAUCUAUGAGUUUGGUUUUAGUCGUCAGUUGUCUAAGUUAUUGGUGAAGUUGCAGUAUUUUUUGUUUAACAAACUAGUGCUUGCUGCUCAUUGCGAUCAUCAUACAUAUGAUGGAGCAUAACUAUAACUCAGACUCUGAUGAUGAGUAUUUCUCUGCCGGAGAGGGAGAGGGUCCGUAUUAUGUUGUGCGACCUCCAAUAUACAGCUAUGGUGAUGAUGGUUUUCAUCUAUUCGGCUUUCCACAUCUGAAGCUAGGAGAGUCGAUAGGGCUAGUUGGACCAAAGCUCACGGGUAAAACAACGGUGCUCAACCUAUUAGCUGGAAAUUUAGUGCCGAAUCUGUGCAAACCAGAGGAACCUCCACAGUGGGAAGCUAUCAUGCAUCAUCUUGAUAUCAUCAAGGAGCAUCCCAGAGCAAAAGAAUUUCGUACCUACUUAGCUCGAAUCAGAGUGAAUGACCUUAAGGUUUCUAUGAAGACACAGCUUGUGUCAUAUGAGGAGUUAAUCGAGAUGCAACAACAGAAGACAUUUCAGGAAACGGUAGAUAUCCUCGGUCACCACAGCAGAAGGAAUCCUUACAAGAUUAUGGAAAUGUGCAACAUGGUUGGUAUUGACGAUGGGAUUCUCUACUCUCUACCAAGUCAGUUGACAAAAGCAGGCAUCCAAAAAGUGAAAUUUGCUGCUGCUUUACUGAAAGAAGCUGACGCCUAUGUCUUAGAUGAGCCUUCUAGCUACCUGAGUAGGAAAGAGAGGCUAGGUGUUUCUCAUGCGAUUGUCUCCGUCAUUGGACCCAUCAAGUAUGUUGUUGUGGCUGACGAAGACGCCAACAUGGUUGAACACAUUUCGAAAUCCAUUUUCAAAGUGGACGGGACCCCGAAUCAAAAUGGUCACGUGAAACCAUUUCCUUACCAUCGGUUUUAGUUGCCUUUUUUGUAUGCAAUCAUGAAAAACUUUUACAUAUUGUUAAAGUCAAUAACAAAUGUUCCAUGAUGCUACAAAGUAGAGGUGGGCGUUCGGGUACCCGUUCGGGUUCGGAUCGGGUAUUUCGGAUUUUCGGGUAUUUCGGUAUAGAGGUGUAGAACCCGUUCGGGUAUUUCUGUACUUCGGGUCGGGUUCGGGUAUUUUAAGUUCGGUUUCGGUUAUUUCGGAUCGGGUUCGGAUAUUUAGAUUUUG
Molecule: messenger RNA, 4013 nt
Organism: Brassica rapa (field mustard)
Lineage: Eukaryota; Viridiplantae; Streptophyta; Magnoliopsida; Brassicales; Brassicaceae
Product: ABC transporter E family member 1-like
Molecular function (GO): ATP binding; ATP hydrolysis activity
Source: RefSeq, a predicted model, not a curated record